AGAAGAAGCAGCAGCAGCAGCAGCAGGAGCAGGCUGUCACCGCUGGGACAAAAACAGUUCACCGCCAGCCUCCCGAACAGCGUGAAACAUACUUUGCUGACUGAAAGCAAGCUUUCAAUUCAAUAUAAUUAAAGAAUUUAAAAAAAACAUUAAGUCUUUACAGCUAAAACAGAUGCGCAUCGUCUCAGCUCGUCUUUCUCUUCUAUUGGCGUGAGUUAGCUUAGCCUGUUAGCUUAGCAGUUAGCAAGAAACCCACUCGCCCGUGCGUGCAGGAUUUAACACCAUCAGGAGCGGACAUAUCCACCCGGAGCUGCACCGAAACACACCCGGACUUUACUUUACAACCGAAGCUGCUCGCGUUGGGUCCAAACGCGGCUUUUUAACGUACUUUUUUUUUUUUUUACAAAACAGCAACAACAACAAUCCUGCAAAACAAGGAAGUGUGAAUGAACUUUGCUGCAAAGCUAGCACAAAGCUAGCCCUGCAGCUGCAUCGCUUUAUUGUGCUGCUUGCUUCUGCAGCUGAAACCGGGUCCUUGCAGCCUCCUCUCCAGUCCUACAGUGCUGAUAUCGAUUAUUUGUUGAAAGCAAGUCGAUACAACCAUCGCUAUCUAACGAAGCCAGUCGGUCAGCUUGUUCUGCUGCAACGUCUUUCAGUUCAGAUUCAUAACUUGGCAAAGAGUCCAACAAACGUUUCAGAGAUGAUUCCCGACAAAGUGCCGAAAGAAGACGUCUUCCACGGGUCUGAGGACUUGAAGAAGAAGGCUCACAUCCCCAGCUUCGACAAAUAUAAAGAGCUGUACUUGAAAUCCAUAGAGCAUCCUGAUGAGUUCUGGGGCGACAUUGCCAAAGAUUUUUUUUGGAAGACCAAACACACGGGUCAGUUCCUCGACUACAACUUCGAUGUGACCAAAGGUGAAAUAUUCAUUAAGUUUAUGGAAGGAGCUUCCACUAACAUCUGCUACAACGUCCUCGACCGCAACGUCCACGAGAGGAAGCUUGGCGACAACGUGGCCUUCUACUGGGAAGGCAAUGAGCCCGGUGAUGUGCUGACGGUGACCUACAGAGAGCUGCUGCAGAGGGUCUGUCAGUUUGCCAACGUCCUGAAGUCUCAGGGAGUGAAGAAGGGCGACAGAGUGUCCAUCUACAUGCCGAUGGUGGUGGAGCUGGUUGUAGCUAUGUUGGCCUGUGCGCGCAUCGGAGCUGUUCACUCCAUCGUGUUUGCAGGUUUCUCUGCAGAGUCUCUGUGUGAGAGGAUCAUUGACUCACAGUGUUCGCUGCUCAUCACUGCAGAUGGUUUCUAUCGAGGAGAUAAGCUGAUCAACCUGAAGUUCUUAGCUGACGAAGCGCUGCAGAAAUGCAGAGACAAAGGUUUCUCUAUACAGAGGUGUAUAAUGCUGAAACAUCUGUCCAAAGAAGCAGAAGAGACUCCUCUGGGCUCUCAGUCUCCUCCCGCCAAACGGUCCUGCCCUGAUCUGCAGCAGGAGAAACAGACAGGGAGAGUAAAGAAAACACAUCCUGUACCGCAGGUCCCGUGGAACCCCGAGGUGGACUUGUGUUGGCACACUCUGGUCCGUGGAGCUUCAGACGAGUGUGAACCAGAGUGGUGCGAUUCUGAAGAUCCUCUCUUCAUCCUCUACACUAGCGGCUCAACCGGUAAACCAAAGGGAGUUCUUCACACAGUCAGCGGCUACAUGCUCUACACUGCCAUCACCUUCAAACUGGUGUUUGACUACCAGCCCGAUGACGUGUACUGGUGCACGGCAGACAUCGGUUGGAUCACCGGACACUCCUACAUCACCUACGGCCCGCUGGCUAACGGGGCCACCAGCGUCCUGUUUGAGGGCCUGCCUACGUACCCAGAUGUAAGCCGUAUGUGGGAGAUUGUGGACAAAUAUCAUGUGACCAAGUUCUACACAGCUCCGACCGCCAUCAGACUGCUGAUGAAGUACGGCAGAGAGCCGGUGCAGAAGUAUAAGCGAGAGUCUCUGAAGAUUUUGGGGACGGUGGGAGAGCCCAUCAACCCUGAGGCCUGGCAUUGGUACUACACGGUGGUGGGAGAGAAGAGAUGUCCUAUUGUUGACACCUUCUGGCAGACGGAAACUGGUGGACAUGUGUUGACUCCUCUACCUGCAGCAACACCCAUGAAACCUGGAUCUGCUACGUUCCCGUUCUUCGGAGUGGUGCCGGCCAUCUUGAAUGAGUCGGGAGAGGAGCUGGAGGGACCGAGUAACGGAUACCUGGUAUUCAAGCAGCCGUGGCCCGGAGUGAUGAGGACGGUGUACGGAAACCAGCAGAGGUUUGAAACCACCUACUUCAAGAAGUUCCCAGGAUACUACGUCACAGGGGACGGUUGCCAUAGAGACAAGGAUGGCUACUACUGGAUAACGGGGAGGAUCGACGACAUGCUGAAUGUCUCUGGUCACUUGUUGAGUACAGCGGAGGUGGAGUCGGCUCUGGUGGAGCACGAGGCCGUUGCAGAGGCUGCUGUUGUGGGCCGACCUCAUCCCAUCAAAGGGGAGAGCCUCUACUGCUUCGUAACUCUCACAGAUGGAGUGACGUACAACCGAACGAUCGAGGCUGAGCUCAAAAAACAAGUGCGGGAGAAGAUCGGUGCCAUCGCAACACCAGACUACAUCCAGAAUGCUCCAGGACUCCCCAAGACCAGAUCUGGUAAGAUCAUGCGACGGGUGCUCCGCAAAAUCGCCUGUGACGAACGAGACCUGGGCGACAUCUCCACGCUGGCCGACUCCUCCGUGGUCGAGCAGCUCUUCCAGAACAGAUGCCGCACGGGCAUGUGACGGCCUCCAGGAUCCUCGCAGGGAGGCUUCCGCUGCAGCCGCAUAACCAGCGGCCACAAACGAAACCAUGGGAGAAGAGGAGGAGAAAUCCCAUGAACUUGGUCUUGUCCAACAAACAACCUUUAGCUCCUGAUGAGUAUGGCCGUUGUGCAGCAGAGCCUGUAUUUAAAAUGGCCCCACUGUCUUUUAAUGUAAGAAAAAUCAGCAGCAGGGAGACACACACAACAUCUGUCUGGUUACUGGUAGGUGCUUCCCACUUCUGUAGAAGCAGCAAUCAUUUUAGCAGCAGCAAACAGAGUGAGGCAUUGGUGUGACAGCGAGAAGCCAGAGGUUGUUUUCUGUGAAAGACCGUCCUGAAGUCCAACUCUGUUGAAGAGGAAGAACAGGGUAACACUUCCUUUGGUUUUAUCCUAGUGUUUCAGCCAAAAAUACACAGCAAUACCUGCUACUUACCAGCUCAGUAAACGUGUAGAUCCCGUGUUUGUACUGAUGCACUACAGUGAGUUGUGUCAUUGCGAUAGUUCAGUCGACAUUAGUGUCUCCACACUGGAAUGAGGCUAAUGUGAAGUGCUACCUGUAACUUCCCAGAAUAAUUCAACAAGCUGUCUUCUCCCCUAACUUGCUGCCGCAGUACUGUUAUGUACACUGAUGAUUACGC
This is a messenger RNA of Anarrhichthys ocellatus (wolf-eel), 3458 nucleotides long. RefSeq names its product acyl-CoA synthetase short chain family member 2 (gene acss2). Gene Ontology annotation, molecular function: acetyl-CoA synthetase activity. The coding region runs from base 701 to 2800 and encodes 699 amino acids. The record is from RefSeq and is a predicted model, not a curated record. NCBI's taxonomy places the organism in Eukaryota, Metazoa, Chordata, Actinopteri, Perciformes, Anarhichadidae. Gene Ontology annotation, biological process: acetyl-CoA biosynthetic process. The transcript has 19 exons. Gene Ontology annotation, cellular component: cytoplasm.